UUUUCUCGUUUUUAAAUGAUAAUUAAAUUCUAAUUUUUGACAGAUUUGAAAUUUAUUUAUUAAAUAAUAAGUAAUGAAUACAAUUUUUUCAAAAUUCGUGGGUGUCAAAUUUAAAAUGUAAAAAUAUUUUUACUAUCCUUGUUUAUUUCUUAUAUUUAAAAACAAUGACUAAUACCAUUCUUGUGUCUCCUGUAUUCAGAAUUUCUUGCUUAUUUUUAAAAAAAUUAUCUCUUCGAUACCUAUCUUCUAAAAAACCAUUGAUAUCACAUUAUGAAGUUCUUAAUCUUAAACAAGAAUGUUCUAAGACAGAAAUUCGUAAUGCGUUUCUAAAACUGUCCAAAUUGAAUCAUCCUGAUAUUUGUGGUCCAUCUUCUAGUGCUAAAUUUGUUCUUAUAAAUGAAGCAUACAAUGUAUUAAUCAAUAAUGAAAAGCGGAAGCAAUAUGAUGAAACUUUAGUUUAUGCCAAUAGUAGAAACUCAGUUUAUCAUCAUUAUCCACAAAAUCAACCUAAAAAAAAUUGGAAAGAAUCAUAUGAUGAUCCUGAUAAUUACUGGCUUUCAUCUAAUAUAACACUUGCAAGUGUUUUUAUUGCAAUAAUAGUUGUUGGAUCAGUUAUUCGUUAUUACGGUGCAAAAAAGUCUUCUUUUAUUAGAAGUGAAUUUUUAAGGAAAACUGAUGAACACUUAUUAUUUUUAGAAGAACAGAGGUUAAUGAAAGGUAAUAAAACUAAUGAAGAACUACUACAAAUUUUCAAAAAUAAUAUAGCUAAUGUAGAUAUUAAAAAAUAAUAUAAGUACAUAAAAAAUAUGGUGUUAUGUUAAAAUUAAUUAAUUUUAUUUUUAAAAAUUGUUAUAAAUUAUCUUUUGAUUAAUUAUUUUAACAUAAUUUAAUGGUAUUCAAUAUCAAAAUAGACACACAGUAUUAAAAAUAAAAAUUGUUUGACAUGCAACUAAAUGUGUUAGACUAACCGUCUUUUCUAGCACGAGGAAUAGCUUUUAGAUAAAAUUAUUAAAAACAAAAAAUAGGCUAGUCUAAUAAAUUGAAGUUCACACCCUAAUAAGGUAUAAGCAUAGAAGACAAACACAAAUUAACGAACUAAGAAAAAAAUGAUCAAUAUUAUUACAUAUUUGUAAAUUCAAUGUUACCAUUUUAUUUUUAUAUUUGCUUAUUAUAUAUUUGUUUUACUUCAAUAAAUUUUUAUUAAAAAUUUAAAAUCUUAUUUUACUAAAAAUAUUCUUGUAAUCGAAAUUAAGGUUAACUAUUAAUAAUUACCAAAAUGAAAAAAUACUACUAUAAUUAAUUAUGGACUACAU
This is a messenger RNA of Daktulosphaira vitifoliae (grape phylloxera), 1313 nucleotides long. Its product is annotated as dnaJ-like protein 60. Lineage: Eukaryota; Metazoa; Arthropoda; Insecta; Hemiptera; Phylloxeridae. The transcript has 5 exons. The record is from RefSeq and is a predicted model, not a curated record. Bases 165 to 788 code for a protein of 207 amino acids.